Messenger RNA from Trypanosoma conorhini, 2001 nucleotides. RefSeq lists its product as uncharacterized. NCBI's taxonomy places the organism in Eukaryota, Euglenozoa, Kinetoplastea, Trypanosomatida, Trypanosomatidae. The coding region runs from base 1 to 2001 and encodes 666 amino acids. The record is from RefSeq and is a predicted model, not a curated record. The transcript has a single exon.
AUGAAGAAGCGGACCGCGCCGCAGCCCACGCGCGCCGGCGUGUAUUUCUUUCAGCAGCUGCUCCCUCCCACGGCUGCGUCGUGCGCACCCGCGGCGCGCGCGGGUAGCAGCGACAAUGCGGACGCCGGCGCGACGGUGGCGGGGGUGGUGGCGGAAAUCCUUGAGGAGUCGUUUACCCCCUCGGAAACCGCGGCGCUGCUGCGGCGCUGCACGGACGCGGAGCUGGCCAGCUCCGCGACGCUGGAGGGGCAGCUAGAGGCCGCCUGGAGUCGGGUAGAGGACGUCAUGGCACGAAACAAGCAGCGGCGUCGCGCCAUCGAGGACGAGCUGCCGCGAAGCCUAGCCGGGCUCGACGCGUACAAGUUUUGGACCCCCGAGGUGGCCGCGGCGCGCUUCAACUUCCCCACGCCGGAGGAGUUUGGGCUGUGCGAGCAGAAGGUCGUCGAGGGGAAUGAAGGGGCCGCCGCUCCCGACGGAGGUGGCCUCUCCAACGAGGCAACUAGGGAGCCUGUGGCGCCGGGGAAGCGCAGGGCAAAAGCGUGGGGAAAGACGGAGCGGGAUCUGCUUGACCCCUCCAAGUCGCCCCACUGCCUGCGCCGUCUCUUCGCGCCCAUGCUUCAGCGACGGCAAGAGCUCCCCAAGACGCUGACGCUCCUGCUUGCCGCCGUCCAGCGCGUGCAGUCGAAGGGGUUUCCUGAGAUCGAGGCGUUGAUCGAACAGGGCUACUUUCACAUGCCGCUCCAUCGCUCCUUUCUGCACAUCUCCUCCUUCAUCAUGCGCUACCUUGCAGAGGGUUCUAAGGGCGAGGGCCGCGAACGUGCAUUCGCUGAUGUCUACAAACCCGCCGCCGUGAAGUUUAAGGAGGCGCGGGAGAAAUUGCGCGAGAUGGGAGACCAAGGGGGUGCUGCGCCAUCCACACACGACACGGCGACGGAGGCGGUGUACAGCACGCUUCUCAGCGAGUUGAGGGAGAGGAAGGUUCUGCACACGGACUGCAGCGACGCCCUACAGAGCAUCGCCGAGGACACUACCCAGCAAUUGGGUGAGAUGGAGAAGGGGCUGCAGGAGUGCGACCGUGAUUCGCUUCGGGUGCUGAGCAGCCUCGAGCGGGACGUCCGCGCGUACAUGGAGAAGUUGCAGGGGGCCAUUGAGCGCACCAAGGCCGCCAGGGCGGAGAUUUGCGACGAAUAUCAACGAGAUCAUGAUCGUUUGCAGUCCUCCUUGCAGGCGAAACUGUAUCAGGCGAAAAAAAGCGAGGAGACGCAGGAGAAGCUUGCCCGCCGCAUCCGGGAGACGACAAAGGAGUGGUACAUGGAGCAGCUCAAGUAUGAGCGUCUCAUGCAGGAGGUCAUUGCGGAGACGCUGUCGCUUCGGCAGUUGGACCACAGCCACAGUGAGCUUGAGGCGUUGCUAGACGAGCGAUUGCCCACCUCUGAGUCUGAGCAAAAGUUGCAGUGGGUAAACGCCUCGCUACAGCAGUCGCAGGAGCUGCGCGCGGAACUUGUGACGCAGUGCCGGCAGCACAUUGGGCGGCUGCGGACGGAGGAGCACUACCGUCGAUGCCGCAUGCUUGGCUACGCCACAGAGAACGCGUUGUGCUGGUCGCGUUGCCUGCACGAUCUCUCGCACCUCUACGAAGGCCACUAUGACACCAUAGCUGCCAAGUGCGACGCCUCUAUGCAGCUGCGUUACCUCUUGGCCUACGAAAAGGACCUCGUGGUGAAGGACCUGCACCAGCUGCAGCGGGAGUUCUCUCUUCUUGAAAAUAGCUGGGCCAAGUUAAAGUCACUGCUGGAAGAGAUGGAGUUGCCGGCACCGCCGUUGGCGCAGUGUGAAAAGGAUGCGCUCUGCAAAGAGUUUCGCCGCAUCAUUUCUGAGCUUGUCAGUGGCCGUCUCAUUUAUGGCGAUUAUGCCCGACUUCUGCCAAUACGAGCAAGAGGGCGUUCUCCUCCACGGACUGAGAGGAGCGAAGGUGCGGCAGCUAGCGGCGUUGGGGGUUGA